AUGGCUUUUCUAAUAGGAGUGAUUCUAACAGCCUUUAUAGUGGCUUCAGUAAAUUUGGUUAGUGGACAAGUUAGUUCUUCUUGCACAAACUCUAUGAUCAGCAGUUUCACACCAUGCGCCAAUAUCAUCACAAGAAGCACUAAUAACAAUGGUUUAAUGCCACCAAGUACGUGUUGUGAUUCACUAAGGUCAUUGAUGAGCACUAGUAUGGAUUGUGCUUGCCUUCUAAUCUCUGCCAAUGCUCCAUUAUUCCAACUACCCAUUAGCCAAGUUCUUGCCCUCUCAUUUUCACAAGCAUGCAACAUUAAUGGACUUCCUUUGCAGUGCAAAGCUUCUCGUUCUCCUUUACCAGCUCCAGGCCCUGCAGCUCUUGGAUCAAACGGCCCAACUCCCCCUUCAAUUGCUGCAUCACCGUUAAGCCCACAAGAUUCAAAAAUGGUUGGCGAAGCAGAGAAAUAUGAGAAAGUGCAGCUAGCCACAGCAUCAUCUCCACUGGAAGCAGAAGCACCCAGCAGAACUAGAAUUCCACAAAUCAGACCAGUGUUGACUCCACGUCCUUCCUCGUCUCAUUCAUCUUUUGUCUCCCCUUCAUCACCUUUUGCAAUUCUCAUAGGAAUCAUGAUUUUAGGCCUCUAUUCGUGA
Messenger RNA from Sphenostylis stenocarpa, 642 nucleotides. Lineage: Eukaryota; Viridiplantae; Streptophyta; Magnoliopsida; Fabales; Fabaceae. The record is from the annotation of a GenBank genome assembly.